GGGGCUGCCAAUUACCGCCAAUCCACCGCGAUCAGGGCCCUGACGGGUUGAUGGUGGUUACGGCCCCGCUACCCCAACUUCCCCAACUUCACUCUGGCCAGACUAAUCCAAUUGAACUGACCGUUAUCGCAUUAUGCCGGCAGUUGCGUGGCCUCGCGAGGCCCACCCCCGGAUUCUACAUGUCAUGUCAGGCCCGUCCGGGGAUAUAUCUGGAGAAUCAUACGAUCCCCAGAUUAAUAUUGUGCCAUGUAGCCAUGUCUUCCGACGACAAAACCUCACAAUCCGACUAUAUCGAAAAGACAGAGGCUGGCUUUAUCGCCACCGAGGGCAGUACUCUUUCUGAACCACACAAAUCCUACCUCCUCCAACGACAUGGCACCCUCGACCUCGACCCUGUCCCUAGCAUGGAUCCAGCGGAUCCGUAUAACUGGCCGCCGCUUAAGAAAACCUUGAACCUCAUUCUAGUCGCUUUUCACGCCUGUAUGGGGACGUUCACAGCUGCAGCCAUCAUCCCCGCCUACGAAGACAUUGCUCUAGACCUCGGAGUCUCCCUUCAGCGAGUGAGCUAUCUCACCUCGCUUCAGAUCGCCAUUUUGGGCGGUGCUCCAUUGUUCUGGAAACCGCUGUCGCAUCGCUUCGGACGUCGUCCUAUUUUCCUCCUCUCGUUGAUCCUCAGCUGCGUCUGCAAUAUCGGUUGUGCGAAGAGCCCGGACUAUGCGUCGAUGGCAGCAUGUCGCGCCCUAGUAUCCUUCUUUAUUUCGCCGGCCAUGGCGAUAGGCAGUGCAGUGGUCACAGAGACAUUCUUUCGCCGUGAACGCGCACAAUACAUGGGUAUCUGGGCAGUGAUGGUUACAUUAGGGGUACCUGUGGGUCCAUUCAUCUUUGGAUUUGUGGCUCAACGGGUGGGAUAUCGAUGGAUAUAUUGGAUUCUGGCCAUUACCAACGCCAUCGAACUAAUCCUAUACAUCUUCUUCGGCCCCGAAACCCGCUACAUAGGCACAGAAAUGCACUCCUCCCCCUCGGCCUUCAAACGCGAAUACCUCACCCUCCACCGCAUCGACCCCACCCCCUUCCAUCUCUCCGAAUUCUACCACCCUCUCACCCUAAUCACCAACAUACCCAUCCUCAUCGCCUCCGCCGCCUACGCAAUGGUCUUCCUCUUCGCCUCGGUCCUCAACUCCGUCGAAGUGCCCCAACUCCUGCAGACCAAAUUCAACCUCAACGCGCAACAACUCGGCCUCCAAUUCCUCGGCCUCAUCAUCGGAUCCCUUCUAGGCGAACAACUCGGCGGAAUCCUCUCCGAUACAUGGAUGAAUGUCCGCGCCAAACGAACAGGCCAGAAUCCACAGCCGGAGUAUAGACUCUGGUUGAGCUAUAUCGGCUAUUUACUUAGUAUAGCAGGUAUGGUAAUUUUCUUGGUCUGUACGGAACAUGCCCCGACGGGGAAGUGGACCGUCACUCCGGUGGUGGGGACGGGUAUUGCCGCAUUUGGGAAUCAGGUCGUUACCACCGUGAUGAUUACCUAUGCGGUGGAUACGUAUCCUGCUGAUGCGGGGAGUGUGGGGGUUUUUGUCAAUUUUGUGAGGUCUACGUGGGGGUUUAUUGGGCCGUUUUGGUUCACGGAUAUGUUCGAUAGUGUGGGAAUUGCGAAUAGUUCGGGUGUGGUGACGGCGUUGAUUAUGGGGGUGAGCUUUUUGCCGACGGUUGUGUUACAGGUGAGGGGAGGGAGAUGGAGAGGUGCAAAGCGAGGGGAGGAAUUAAUGUGGGAGGAGGGUAUAGUAUAGUUUACACGAAGGGAUGAUUGAAUAUCUGUAGAUGGAUGUUGAAUGGAGAGGAUAGGAUAUAGAAGUGUUUCUGUCAGG
Messenger RNA from Aspergillus sclerotioniger CBS 115572, 1862 nucleotides. Its product is annotated as putative MFS multidrug transporter. The record is from RefSeq and is a predicted model, not a curated record. Gene Ontology annotation, biological process: transmembrane transport. The coding region runs from base 255 to 1784 and encodes 509 amino acids. The transcript has 4 exons. NCBI's taxonomy places the organism in Eukaryota, Fungi, Ascomycota, Eurotiomycetes, Eurotiales, Aspergillaceae. Gene Ontology annotation, molecular function: transmembrane transporter activity.